Molecule: messenger RNA, 6607 nt
Organism: Osmia lignaria (orchard mason bee)
Lineage: Eukaryota; Metazoa; Arthropoda; Insecta; Hymenoptera; Megachilidae
Biological process (GO): microtubule-based movement
Molecular function (GO): ATP binding; microtubule binding; microtubule motor activity
Source: RefSeq, a predicted model, not a curated record
ACGCUGACCAUUAUUUUCUUACAAUAUUAGAAAAUCGGGUUAAAAUGUAUACAGGGUAUUUACAUUUACACAUGUAACACUCCCUAUAUAGGGGUUUACAAGAUUAACUGUGCCAGUCUAAGCGGAUCGUUGGUUCGAAGUUGACCUCAUUUCCCCGGCAAUUAAUUAUCCACGUUUCCUUUCGGAAAUAAUUGGAAACAGGACACAGUCUUGCAUUUUGUCGACGAUUCUCUGCAAUUAAGAAUCUUAUCGACGAAUCCCAACCCAUUGUCCUGUCAUCUUAAAUUUCUCCCUCGUUCAAUUACGGACUGUAUCGGCGAGCAGGUGAAUUUUAUUCGAUGCAAACCGAACGUAGAUGCAAGGCACGGUGAUAACGCGUUCGAAUUGAUAACUGUGGGAAACUUAACAUUCGUGGCGUCUUUCGUAGAGCGUAUCGACGAACUUACACCAAUAAAGGAGAACGGUAUCAACCAAUCGACGACUGUCGGUCAAGGUUCGGUUAUCGGGCCAAUUUUCACCCAUCAUUUACGGCAGACUUUGUCCCGCUCGAUCGUUUCGAUAAGUCAAUUCGUUACUGCUUCCACGUGUGCUAUUCGGUAAUCUAAUUGCUGUAAGUUCUGUUCGCAUUCUGCUGUGCCCUCGUACGGCUUCGAGAAACCUCGCGCUAUGAACGGUGAUUAGUUUAUUGUUCUAGUUGCUACAAUUUUGCAAGAUCAAUUAUCCUAUUUGAGACGUGAUAAUCUUGAAGCUUAUCCGUUCGGCUGCAAGUUGGACUUAUUAGGAAGGACGAUCGCCGAGGAACCGGAAGUGGCACGCGACACGAUUGUCUCGGCUCGUUAACGAGUGCAGGGGUCGUGAAAUCAGGAACGCGUCUACUGAAGGAAAAUAUUGUGUGUCGGAUGGAGAGGUGGGCGGUGUUGGAAGGGGAUGGAUAGACAUGGAAGUCGAGCUUAGGAGUCGCGAGUUUGCAAGCGCUGUUGGCCUGAAUGUGUCUUGUAAGCUCAGUGCCCCGUGACUCGCAAUCCUAGGCGGACGCAAGCUCGCUUUACCUCGUUACUUGGAGAUAUACAACGAGAGGGUAAGGGAUCUUUUGAAGCCGUCCUCGAGUACAACGGGACUGAGAGUUCGCGAGCAUCCUCGACUCGGCCCUUAUGUCCAAGGUUUGACGCAUCACGUGGUCCGCAGACUGGGGUCGUUGAUGUCCUACGUGGAGGAAGGGACAAAGGCCCGGAAGACAGCGUCGACGUUGCAGAAUCCGAGCAGCAGCCGCAGCCACGCUUUGCUUACGAUCGGCCUGACCGAGGAGACGCCAAGCGUCGCGAGUGGCGCCGUUACAUCGCCGUCUACGUCCACGAGGAGGAACGAGAUCUCUCCACGAGCUGGUAGUAAACUACGCUUGGUCGAUUUGGCGGGCAGCGAGAGUGCAGCCACGUGCAGCGGCGUUCAUCGACUGAAGGAGGGUGCGAAUAUAAACAAGAGUCUAGUGGCUCUAGGGAACGUAAUAUCAGCCCUCGCGGAGAGAGGCUCGACCGGAAGUGGUCCAGGCAGAAGGUUCAUCCCUUAUAGAGAUUCUUCGCUUACUUGGCUGUUGAAGGACGCACUUGGCGGAAAUGCCACUACCAUUAUGCUCGCCACGAUCUCGCCAGCAAGCGGAAGUUACAACGAGACAGCGCACACCCUGCGGUUCGCGCAAAGGGCGCAAAGCGUGGUCAAUCGGCCGGUGGUCAACGAGGAUCCCGUGGCGAGGAUCAUUCGCGACCUGAGGGCUGAAGUGGCAAGGCUGAAGUCCUUGUUAGUGGAAAAGAAUAUCGAGCCGAGUAUUAAGGCAUUGUGCGAUUGCUAUAAAAAUCAGCUGCUGGAUUCGAUCAACCAACAAUCGAAUAAAGGAACCGAAGUUGAAGACUCGGAAUCAAUCAAAACGUCCAAGAAAGAAGGCACGGAAAUAAAAGGAUCGAAAGAAGAUGAAGGGUUGAAGGUGGACGACCACAAAGGGUCCACGUGUCUGCCUACUUUUCGAAGAUCCAAUUCAACCGACAGCGUGAUCGUUUGCGAAGCUGAUUCUUCCAUAAAGAAGUUCAGUUCGUUCGAAUCCUUAACGACGGCCGAUCGUUUCGCAGGGAAUUACAAACGCGCGCGAGUGACGGAACUGAACGACGAGGAGGACGAAGCGAGGGAGAUUCACGAGUCGGUGUUCGUCGAUAUUCCGACGUUGGUGGCGGUUCUCAUCAAGCCGGACGAUAAUCUUCAAGAAACGUCCGCGCAGAUCGAGGAGAUUUGUUCGGACGAGGUUGCCGAGGACUCGAUCGAGUUCAUCGAGGCAGCUAACGAUCGUGAGACGUUCGAAGACCCGGAGAAACUCGACGGCGUCGAUCACGACGAGCGAAGUAGCUCCGUUAACUCGUGUCACGCGUCCGGCGACAACGAGCUCGAUGCGUAUCAACAACCGGUCUCUUCAAGUUCGAGUACGGUGUCCAAACUCAGGCAGAAGCCAAAAUUCCGCAAGCAGGACUCGGUAGACAUACUGUCCCCUUCGAUUUCAUCGAACUUGCAUACGUCGAAGAGGUUCGGUUCAGUGGAGACGAUCCUGAAGAGGAAGAAAGAGCCAGUAUUCUCUUUGGAGAGGUCUCAUACGAAUUUAGAGAAGCGUCAGACGCUUGGAGGGAAGAAAUUGAACAAUAUUCGAGAGAUAGAAGAUCAACAACUCUGUACUGGGUCAAAUUGGAGGGGAAGCAAGGAUCAGCUUCAGAGGAAAGGCAGCAACGAGUCUGACAAGAGUCUGAAGGAAAAGACGAAGAAUCACGCGAGGAAGCCGAGUUUAGAGAACUUGAAGAGGAAGACCAGUAAGGAUAGCAGCUCGAGCAGCUCGAAGGACGAACAGAUUUUGAUUUCUAGCCUGGCGAGAGAUAAAUUACUGCGCAGGAAGAGCUCCAUAGAGCAGGAAGCAACGUCUAUCAGGUCGCACACGCCCAUACAGCGUGUGAAACGAGCCGAAAUCGUGGCCGCGGUUACCGAGAGACUGUACUCGAGCAGGAAACCUGCCGAGGAUGUUCCCGAGGUCCGUUCUCCGCCAGAGAACGCGAACGUCAAGUCGCUGGCGAAGAUGAAAUUGCAGGAGAUCUCGAGGAAGAUGCUGGGGAAACGUAGACGAGUCUGCGUGGAGACGCAGACCGAGUGUUUGCAGACUGUACGUUUAAAGGACACUGCUUCCUUAACGGAAACGCCUAAGAUUCUUUGCAAGGAUGUCGGGGUGUUAACCGACGAUCACGUGGGCUGCGAACAGCUGAUGGUUCGAAAGAUACCGAUCCUCCGAGUGAAGGAAAUCGCUACCUUGACGGACAAGCCGAAGACGAGGAUCGUCAGGUGCAAGGACGUGGCCAGUCUAGCGAACGACCUCGAGGAGUUCGAUUACGAGUUCCAUUCGCCUCGCAACGAUUCUGGAAUCCUCUCGGACGACACUCAAAACUACGCCGAGAGUAAUCUAUCCAGCACAGAGGUGUCCGAUCUUUGCCCGGAAACCGAUCGCAGAGUUUACACAGAAAGUUCGACCAACACGGUAGUCUUUUCACCCUGUCGCAGUUUCGCGGUUCAAACACCGCGACCGGAAUCAUUCAACCAACAACCGACGGAGAACAAGACCCUAGUUUGCCUGAGACAGUGUUGCAAUUCCAUUGAAAGCUCUCAGAGUCGAUCGACAAGUGGAAAUAUAGAGAAGAAUGUAAUUAGCAUAUCGCUACCAGACACCCUCAACAUCGUCAUCGAAACGAGAAAUGCUUUAGAAUCCAAGGUCUCGGUUACCGACAACGAUUCCUCCAAAGAGAAGCUGAAAUCUAAUCGAAAGGAAUGCGAGACUCAGACCGAAGAAUCGAACGAGGCUGUUCCUUCGAAGGAUGCAGGUAGAUCGAUCCUUAGUCAGACGGACGGAAGGGUGUUCAGGAUCGAGAACAUCUUUCAGGACCCUAACAACGUGUCCAACGGGUCGGCCAGAGUAGACGUGGUUGCGGAUCGAACAGAGGGUACGAGGAAUUCCAUUACUUUCAGGAAUUCCCUGGGGACAUCGUACGUGUUCGAAGGCAAGCAGGGAGAGCCGGGAGGAGACAGGCUUCACGGUGAAGGAUUUAUCAGGGACGGAUUAAUCACCGAGGCGUUUAUCACCAGGAAGCGUAGUUUUAAUUUCAAAAGAGCACCUAGCACGAUCGUUUACCGGAAUCCAUGGAGGAACUGGUCGUUCUCCGAUCCACUGGCCAACGCAAUUCAUUCAAUCGAUCGCGCGAAAGGGUCGACGACGACACCGUCUUCCUGGCAACCGCAGACCGACGAAAUUCCAGCGGUCAGCACAAAUUUGUCGCUCGAGGAAAACAAUGGUGUGUUGCGACAAUGUCAGACGGAGCCUGAAGAGAUCAACGUCGAAGGAAUCUCUCAGAUAAAGCCUUCUUCCAGCAACGAUCACGAUCACGGUUUCUCCGAUGAUAGUCUCGAUUACAAUGAGAUCAAUGCUUCUACCGAAUCAUCUACCAAAUUGAAACAGAUGACUGAAAAGCGUGAGAGCUUCUGUCCACCUGACGUGGUGGCGCAUACCAAGAAGGACUGUUCAAAAUCAAUCGAAUCGGAGAAGGUGGAGCCGGAGGAAGAUUUCGAGGAUAGUCAAGUAGAAUUCCCGAAGAAAAACCCAGUGGAAUCGAUUGAGCCAACCAAGAUACACGAUUACAAAUCACUGAUCCUUGGUAGGAGUUGUUAUAAUUACGAAGAGGUUAACGAAGAGUCUGACGGUUCCACGAGUCGUGUGAAUAAUAUUGGAAAGAAGAAGGUGUCCUUUUCAAGUUCCAGUGUUCCCCAAAACAAGGUAGAUCGGAAUCAGAGUUUAAAACCCACCCUGAAGUCUAUCAUCAAGAAGAGAAGAAAGAAAAACGUAUCGGAACCCGUGGAAACCGUUCAAUCUUCGAACGACGAGACUGAUGAUUCGCAACAGGAAGAGAAGGCUAGUUUGACUUCGGAGACUGAUUGGAAAGGGGAUGUACAGUCGACCAGUUCCGAGGAAAUGUUCAGAGAGGAACAGGAUGUUGCAGGUUCGAGUAGAGAUCACAAACAGAAUUGCAAGAAGGUGAAGUUCUCUGAAGAAGAGUUGCACGAGAACACGUGCAGCGAGUCGGAUAGUUUCGAGAACCCGGACGAUGAUGAAGAGGAUGUUUCGUACCAUUCUCCGACGAGGAACAUCCUCGAGGAGUACCUCAGCGAGGCGAUGAUCUUCAUGCGGAAUCUCAACUCCAUCAACGAGUUCGUGAACAGUACUAGCAUGCUCGAAAGGAAUGCAAGUCCAAGUCACGGAUCCGGUGGAAAACGAGGUAGCCGUCGAAGGAGUAGCUUCUCCGACCGGAAUCGCGAUUACGAGGAACCGAGGGGUCGUAGGGUCAGCCUAAAGGAGGACACCGACGAUCCACCGUCGAACGAUGAUAUCGUCCUUUCCACGGAAUCCUACGAAAGGUGUCUGAAGGGUAUUCAGAGGCUGGAAGAAUGCAUUCGGAGGGUCGACAAGCAUAACGAGCUACUUCGCGAGAAAUACGGUGUCGACUGUGAAUCUGCUGGCGCUAGACUAAGUUUAGCGAGUCCUAGCACAGAUCCUCGUGUACCGACGACCAGCAAUGAGUUCACGAUUCCUCCUAACACGGACGAUCUCUACGACCAACCAUCCAACGUGACAGAACAGCUAGCCAACCCUCGAUUAACAGAAAGCAGCCAGGAAAACGAUCUCGAGAAGAGGAUCUUCGAUCAACUGAUGAACGUCGCCAAUUCUGUUCGUUGCGGAACGUCCAGUAAACAUCGGCUUUCAAAAUCGAUCGGUUCCAGGUCCCAGAGUCCCGGAAGUUACUCAAAAUUUCGAGAGAAGCACAAUCAGGCGAUAAGAGAAUCAUUUCCCGGGGAUCUUAGCGGUAGCUUCAGCUUAGAAGGCACCUCUGAUGGCAACGAUCAAGAGGAUGUCACUACUUACGAGAUUACAGGGAAUCUAUCGGUCGGCAGAACUCGUUCGAUGGAUCAAAUUGUCGACGAUGACUUGGACUCGACGAUGGAAGAAGAUUUUUUACCUCUGAGAAGAUUUAAUAGCUCUUCUUGGUCGUCUAAUGCAAAGAACACUGAAGCCAGGUUCCUCGGUUUGCCUUCGAGGACGAUCAAACGCGAUGAUUCAUCCAAAUACAAUUUUCCCUCCAAUUAUGAAACGAUGAAUGGCUCGAGGUUUAUCGAUAUCGAUGAUUCGUCGAGGAAAAGUUUCAAGAGUUUUCCUGUCCAUAGAGUGCCGUCGUCUGAUAACACGCGGAAAAGGGAAUUUCACGAGUCGGACGAUUAUUCGCGAAGAAUCAGGAACAGUGGAUCGAAAGUGUGCGGUUGUUUGAAAGAUCAAUCGGAUAUCGAGAGCUCGAGCGAACUGCUGCGUCUAAGGGAUAAGUUGAAAUAUCCCGGGAGUCCCAGAGCAAGAUUCCUCGAGCUUCUCAGGGAGAGACGACGAAUAGUUGAAUACAGCAGAGGCACCAGUGCCUCUUGAAUCGUUUAACGUAUUUUUCUAUUGUAUACCAUCGACAUUCUUGUAAAUAAUAUAGAAUUAGAUUUUUCUAACGUU